GCUGGGGUGCCGCCUCCUCUGCAACGCCGGGGCCGGAGUCUUAGAACCCAGGGCCCGCAGGGGUCCCCGCGGCUGCCGUGAUGCAGAAAUACGAGAAGCUGGAGAAGAUUGGGGAAGGCACCUACGGAACCGUGUUCAAGGCCAAAAACCGAGAGACUCACGAAAUCGUGGCUCUGAAACGCGUGAGGCUGGAUGACGAUGACGAGGGUGUGCCGAGUUCAGCCCUCCGGGAGAUCUGCCUGCUUAAGGAGCUGAAGCACAAGAACAUUGUCAGGCUUCAUGACGUCCUGCAUAGUGACAAGAAGCUGACUUUGGUUUUCGAGUUCUGUGACCAGGACCUCAAGAAGUACUUUGACAGCUGCAAUGGUGACCUCGAUCCUGAGAUUGUGAAGUCCUUCCUCUUCCAGCUGCUGAAAGGCCUGGGAUUCUGUCACAGCCGCAAUGUGCUGCACAGGGACCUAAAGCCCCAGAACCUGCUCAUCAACAGGAAUGGGGAGCUGAAGUUGGCCGAUUUCGGCUUGGCUCGAGCCUUUGGGAUUCCUGUCCGCUGUUACUCAGCUGAGGUGGUCACGCUGUGGUACCGCCCACCGGAUGUCCUCUUUGGGGCCAAGCUGUACUCCACGUCCAUCGACAUGUGGUCAGCCGGCUGCAUCUUUGCAGAGCUGGCCAAUGCCGGCCGGCCCCUCUUCCCUGGCAACGAUGUGGAUGACCAGCUAAAGAGGAUCUUCCGGCUGCUGGGGACACCAACUGAGGAGCAGUGGCCCGCUAUGACCAAACUGCCAGAUUAUAAGCCCUACCCAAUGUACCCGGCCACAACGUCCCUGGUGAACGUCGUGCCCAAGCUCAACGCCACAGGGAGGGACCUGCUGCAGAACCUUCUGAAGUGUAACCCUGUCCAGCGCAUCUCCGCAGAAGAGGCCCUGCAGCACCCUUACUUCUCAGACUUCUGUCCCCCCUAGGCUCUGGGACACUUGCCUGCCAGGCUGGGGCCUGGCCUUAUUUAAGCCCCACUCCCAGGAGGGGAGGGAAAGUGGGGGUUGCACGGUAUGCUGAGCUCCAGCUGUGCUGGGUCCAGCCAGGGUGGAGAUGCCCUGGCCCGUGGUCUUUACCCCUUUCCAUGGACUUUAUUUAAUUUCAUAAAUUGGCUCCUUUCCCACA
Messenger RNA from Lepus europaeus (European hare), 1158 nucleotides. RefSeq names its product cyclin dependent kinase 5 (gene CDK5). Gene Ontology annotation, molecular function: ATP binding; cyclin-dependent protein serine/threonine kinase activity. The record is from RefSeq and is a predicted model, not a curated record. Gene Ontology annotation, biological process: axonogenesis; neuron apoptotic process; protein phosphorylation. Lineage: Eukaryota; Metazoa; Chordata; Mammalia; Lagomorpha; Leporidae. Gene Ontology annotation, cellular component: nucleus; cytoplasm. Bases 81 to 959 code for a protein of 292 amino acids. The transcript is spliced from 12 exons.